Amaranthus tricolor (Joseph's coat) is the source of this 1681-nucleotide messenger RNA. RefSeq names its product pre-mRNA-splicing factor CWC25. Gene Ontology annotation, cellular component: cytoplasm; nucleus. The coding region runs from base 145 to 1272 and encodes 375 amino acids. Gene Ontology annotation, biological process: alternative mRNA splicing, via spliceosome. The record is from RefSeq and is a predicted model, not a curated record. The transcript has 6 exons. NCBI's taxonomy places the organism in Eukaryota, Viridiplantae, Streptophyta, Magnoliopsida, Caryophyllales, Amaranthaceae.
AGCAUUUUGAGUCAUACUCUUCGCUCCUCUAUGCCCAUAGUCCAAUAUCACAUAUUCACAUUAAGAUAUACUCCAACAACAAAGUGGUUUAUUUCUUAAUUUUUCCCCCCGGAAGAAAUUCAAUUGAAGAGGAAUACUUCUACAAUGGAGGAAGAGAAAGCGGCGGCACUCUACGAAGAAUUGACCCGCAAAGGAGGUGGGGCAGCCCGAUUUAAACAAGGACUUGGAUUUUCCUCCGCCACAACAACAGCCAAUGAUCCACCUUCCAGAGGUUCUGCCUUACCUUCUUCUUCUUCCUCAUUUAUGAGCAAUUUCGUUAGAGCAUCAACCCAAACAAAAGAAAUCGAGGUUGAUAAGAAAUCCCAGAUUGAGAAUAUCCAAAAUAAGCUCAAGAAGAAGGAACCCUUUUCCUCCACUGAUAAAAUUAGGGUUAGGGAUAAGGAUAGAAGGAGAAGUAGUAGCAGAGAGAAGAAUUUGAGAAGUAGAAGCAGCGAAAGAAGAAGGAGAAGUAGGAGUAGAAGUAGAAGUCGAGAGAGGAGAAAGAGAAGUACAAGUAGAGAUAGAGAGAAGAAUUUGAGGAGUAGAAGGAGAAAUGGCGGUUGUGAUGAGGAUAGAGAUGGGUCUAGAAGACGAUAUCGAUCAUCAAGUCGAGAGAGAAGGAGAAAGAGGAGUAGAGGGAGGAGGAGUAGGAGUAGGAGUUUCUCGCCCACGGAUCGAAAGAGGUCGGAAAGAAGAAGAGAUGGUGGUGGUAGAGAUACGAAAAUGGUGAAGGAGAGUGGUAAUGGCACAGUUGAUUAUGCUAAGUUCAUUGAUGGGUAUGAUAAUAUGACACCUGCUGAAAGAGUCAAAGCUAAGAUGAAACUUCAGCUUUCACAAACAGCUCAAAAGGAUACUAAUUUAGGUAGCGGCUCGCAAUGGGAACGGUUUGACUUCAACAAAGAUGCCCCUGUAGAUGACAAAGAAAUUGAAGCUGCCGACGAUGACACAACACUUGUGAAGUAUAUUGGUCGAAGCUUUCGAUUCACUUCUUUAGAGGCUAAAAGAGAGGAUGAAAUAGAGAAUGCUCAUGACCAAGCUAUAUUUGGAAUACCCGCACCCUUCCCGUUAUACACAUCUGAAACUGGAGAAGAGGGAAUGAGUGAGAACAAGUACGCGAACGAAAACAAGGGAUCUACUAGUGAUGAUGACCCUGCUAGUAGUCUCAUUAGUGAGAAGGUGCUUUCGAAGCAACAAGGCUCUUGGCGAGAACGUGCUCGCAAAAAUGUUGGUUAAUUUCAUGGCAAACAAGAUGGGUCAUAUAAAUUUACCGCACAAAUCCUAUGAAAUUGCCUCAUGUUGAAAAAAUGCGGCGUAAAUGGUGAAUUCUUUGUAAAUUUAUGACUUAAAUGGCUAUGUUGAUUCGGUGUAUUCCUAUGAGAGUGGAAGAUAGAAUACUCCGAUACGAUGCACAAGCAUAGGAUUAUUGCAAGUGGUUCAAAUGGAGAGAUUUGAUGAAAAUAUUAUAUGAUCGACUGAUGUUUGCUACUAAGAUUUUUGAAUUAGGAAUUAAGAUGUUGGGCUUUUAGAAGAAUAAUUAAAUUCAUGUCGGUCUCGGUCCUAAGCAAGGACAAGAAGAGCCAAUAAUAACUAUUAUCUUAUUUACUAAUUAUUGAAUUAUAAAUGCAUGAUUAUCAAACAAAAA